This is a messenger RNA of Lutra lutra (Eurasian river otter), 3171 nucleotides long. It is a transcript of the gene CPT1C, whose product is annotated as carnitine palmitoyltransferase 1C. Gene Ontology annotation, cellular component: mitochondrion. The transcript is spliced from 20 exons. Gene Ontology annotation, biological process: carnitine metabolic process; fatty acid metabolic process. Gene Ontology annotation, molecular function: carnitine O-palmitoyltransferase activity. NCBI's taxonomy places the organism in Eukaryota, Metazoa, Chordata, Mammalia, Carnivora, Mustelidae. The record is from RefSeq and is a predicted model, not a curated record.
ACUUUGAUUCGUUCUGGCUCGAUACCCACGCGCGUGACUUUACGUGUGCCCAAAUGUGGGCUAUGAGUUCCAAGUUGAGCCUCGUUUUGCAGAGAGGAAGGAGAGUGAGAACAAGGCGGAGUGGGAAGCCCAAGAACCUGGGGUUUGGAGAGGAGCUGCUAGAACCCGGGAAGCCAACGGUGGAGAAAUCCGGCGGAGUAGAAAACGACUGAGGACUAGGGCUAGAACGGAGCGAGAGGAUGGACGCUGGGAUUCGAGGGGGCGGGGAUAGAACGCAGAGGGUUAGAAGGGGGCGGGGAUAAAGCCAGAGACUGGAAUACCCGCAAGGCGCACGCGAGCAGAAACCCGGGUUCCUGGAUAUUGGAUAAUUGGGGGCGAGACCAGAAGCUCCGGAGACCCGACGACCAAGUCGUGGAACUAGUCGCACUGGGAUUGGACAUAUGCAAGUGGGAGACUUGGGUCUGGCACUCUAAAUCGAGGGUGGGGGGCUGUGCUCGGGCUGGGUCUCCAGGAUCGGAUCCGCGGACCUCUGACUCAGCGUGAGGUCCCCAGUUGACGUCCCUCCAACACCGGAGGUGUCUGGCCAAGUCCUUCAAGACCCCUUAGGUGGUUAAGAAAGGGGCUCUAGCGAGACAUGGCUGAAGCGCACCAGGCUGUGGGCUUCCGACCCUCGAUGACCUCGGACGGGGCCGAAGUGGAGCUCAGUGCCCCCGUGUUGCAGGAGAUCUACCUCUCCGGACUGCGCUCCUGGAAAAGGCACCUCGCCCGCUUCUGGAAUGACUUUCUCACGGGUGUGUUCCCUGCCAGCCCCCUCAGCUGGCUCUUCCUCUUCAGUGCAAUCCAGCUCGCCUGGUUCCUCCAGCUGGAUCCUUCUCUAGACUGAUGGAAAGAUCAAGAGUUGCUGCCAGACUGGGGUGGGCAGCACCACAGGCUUCGGGGAGUCCUGGCAGCUGCGCUGUUUGCUUCGUGCUUGUGGGGAGCCCUGAUCUUUACGCUUCACGUGGCCCUGAGGCUGCUUCUGUCCUACCAUGGCUGGCUCCUUGAACCCCACGGAGCCAUGUCCUCACCCACUAAGACCUGGCUGGCCCUGGUCCGCAUCUUCUCCGGCCGCAAAACAAUGCUUUUCAGUUACCAGCGCUCCCUGCCACGCCAGCCCGUGCCCUCCGUGCAGGACACUGUGCGCAAGUACCUGGAAUCUGUCCGGCCCAUCCUCUCCGAUGAGGACUUCGACUGGACGUCCGUCCUUGCGCAGGAAUUCUUGCGGCUGCAGGCAUCGCUGCUGCAAUGGUACCUGCAGCUCAAGUCCUGGUGGGCGUCCAAUUACGUCAGUGACUGGUGGGAAGAAUUCGUGUACCUGCGCUCCCGGCACUCGCUGAUGGUGAACAGUAACUAUUACAUGAUGGACUUCCUGUACGUCACUCCCACACCAGUGCAGGCCGCUCGUGCUGGGAACGCCGUCCAUGCCCUCCUCCUCUACCGCCACCGGCUGAACCGCCAGGAGAUCCUGCCUACUCUACUGAUGGGAAUGCGGCCCUUGUGCUCCGCCCAGUACGAGAAGAUAUUCAAUACCACGCGCAUUCCCGGCCUCCAAAAAGAUCACAUCCGCCACCUCCGGGACAGCCGACAUGUGGCUGUCUUCCACCGAGGCCGAUUCUUCCGUGUGGGGACCCACUCCCCAAGCGGCCUGCUCUCCCCACGGGCCUUGGAGCAGCAGUUCCAGCGAAUCCUGGACGACCCCUCCCCCGCUUGCCCCCAGGAGGAGCAUCUGGCGGCCUUGACCGCUGCACCCAGGGAUAUGUGGGCCCAGGUGCGGAGUUCCCUGAAGAUCCAGGCCGAGGAUGCGUUGGAGGCCGUGGAAGGAGCAGCUUUCUUUGUAUCACUGGACUCGGAGCCUGCGGGGCUCACGAGGGAGGACCCCGCAGCUUCACUGGACGCCUAUGCCCGUGCCCUCCUGGCUGGCAGGGGCCAUGACCGCUGGUUUGACAAAUCCUUCACUCUGAUUGUCUUCUCCAACGGGAAGCUGGGCCUCAGCGUGGAGCACUCGUGGGCAGACUGCCCCAUCUCGGGACACAUGUGGGAGUUCACUCUGGCCACGGAAUGUUUUCAGCUGGGCUACUCGGCAGAUGGCCACUGCAAGGGCCAUCCUGAGCCCUCACUGCCCCAGCCCCAGCGGCUGCACUGGGACCUUCCAGAAAAGAUCCGUCUGUCCAUCUCUCUAGCCCUGAGGGGAGCCAAGACCUUGUCUGGAAACAUUGACUGCCACGUCUUCCCCUUCUCCCACUUUGGCAAGAGCUUCAUCAAACGCUGCCAUCUCUCUUCAGACAGCUUCACCCAGGUGGCCUUGCAGCUGGCCCACUUCCGGGACAGGGGUGAAUUCUGCUUGACUUAUGAGUCGACUAUGACUCGCUUGUUCCUGGAAGGUCGGACAGAGACGGUGCGGUCUUGUACAAGGGAGGCCUGCAACUUCGUGAGAGCCAUGGAGGACAAAGAGAAAACAGAACCCCAGCGCCGUGCUCUGUUCCGCCUGGCGGUGGAAAAGCACCAGGCUCUGCUGAAGGCAGCGAUGAGCGGACAGGGAGUUGACCGCCACCUCUUCGCGCUCUACAUCGUGUCCCAAUUUCUCCAUUUGCGCUCACCCUUUCUGGACCAGGUUCACUCGGAGCAGUGGCAGCUCGCCACCAGCCAGAUCCCUGUUCAGCAAAUCCACCUGUUUGACGUCCACAAUUACCCUGACUACGUUUCCUCUGGUGGUGGAUUCGGGCCUGCUGAUGACCACGGUUAUGGCGUUUCGUACAUCUUCAUGGGGGAUGACACCAUCACCUUCCACAUCUCCAGCAAAAAAUCUAGCACAAAAACGGACUCCCACCGACUGGGACAGCACAUUGAGGAUGCCUUGUUGGACGUAGCCUCCCUCUUCCAGGAGGGACAGCGUCCUAAGCCCAGAUCCAGAGGGUUACCGGAGGAGGACUCGGGGCACAGGGGUGGCUCUCUCCCCUGCCACAGGAGGGGCUCCAAGGCAACCACAAAAUCCACCAACUUUUGACCCCUCCCUGCAGGGAGCUGGUCUCCCCAAGACCUAGGGAGAGGGUCUCUACAACUGGGCUGGUGCAGGACAGAGGUGGCCUGUUUGGGUUUGGAAAAUCCCACAUCUGGUCCAAUAAAGAUCCGUAA